This is a messenger RNA of Pangasianodon hypophthalmus (striped catfish), 7295 nucleotides long. RefSeq names its product ATP-binding cassette, sub-family C (CFTR/MRP), member 1 (gene abcc1). Gene Ontology annotation, cellular component: basolateral plasma membrane. The transcript has 32 exons. The record is from RefSeq and is a predicted model, not a curated record. Gene Ontology annotation, molecular function: glutathione transmembrane transporter activity; ABC-type xenobiotic transporter activity; ATP binding. NCBI's taxonomy places the organism in Eukaryota, Metazoa, Chordata, Actinopteri, Siluriformes, Pangasiidae. The coding region runs from base 110 to 4699 and encodes 1529 amino acids. Gene Ontology annotation, biological process: xenobiotic transport; glutathione transmembrane transport.
UGAGCGCGCCCGUUUUGCGGAAGCCCAUAAGGGUGAGCGGGGAGGUGAUGAACCUGAAGCCGCGGCGGUGUUGAGGGAAAGCGGACGCGCUCCCACGCAGCUCUCGGACAUGGACCGCUUCUGCAGCGCGGGUUCCUCUGACUCCUCCGACCCCAUCUGGGACUGGAACCGUACAUGGCGCUCUCAAAACCCAGACGUGACGCAGUGUUUUCAGAACACGAUCCUCAUCUGGAUCCCGUGUUUCUACCUCUGGCUGUUCGCACCCUUUUACUUCCUGUACCUCAAAAGCCACAAUCGCGGCUACAUCUGUAUGAGCCGCCUGAAUAAAGCCAAAACCGUCACUGGGUUACUGCUGUGGAUUAUCUGCUGGUCAGAUGUUUUCUACUCUUUAUGGGAAAGAGGCCACGGGGUUGCGGUCGCUCCCGUUUACCUAGUCAGUCCCACACUGCUCGGCAUCACCAUGUUGCUGGCUACGUUUUUCAUCCAGUACGAGCGGAUGAAGGGAGUCCAGUCCUCCGGAGUGAUGCUGAACUUCUGGCUCAUCGCUUUAGUUUGUGCUACGUUCACAUUUCGCUCCAAAAUCCUGCAGGCGCUCGAUGAGCCUGCAUCAGUAAACAUCUUCAGAUACACCACAUUCUACAUUUACUACGCUCUGCUAUCAAUCUCCCUCAUCCUGUCCUGCAUGUCUGACCAGCUGCCGCUCUUCUCCCCGACCGUCAAAGAUCCGAAUCCAUGUCCAGAAGCAGGAGCAAGCUUCCUGUCUAGAAUCAGCUUCUGGUGGAUCACAGGGUUGUUGAUGCGUGGCUACAAAAAGCCCCUAGAAGAGAAAGAUUUAUGGUCCCUAAAUCCAGAUGACGAGUCUCAGAUGGUUGUGCCGCAGCUGGUGCGUCGCUGGAACCACGAAUGCACCAAGGUCAAAAGGCCAGAAGACAAGGCCAUAUACUCGCCUAAGCGCUCGACCAAGGCCGAGGAAAAAGACAGGCAGCCGAUCGAAGAGGCUGAGAUCUUAAUCUCGAGAGCUCCUCAGAAGACAAGAGAGCCAUCACUCUUCCUCUCUCUGUGCUGGACCUUUGGGCCGUACUUCCUCGUCAGCUCCGUCUACAAGAUAAUUCAUGACAUCCUGAUGUUCGCAGGGCCGGAAAUCCUCAGGCUGUUGAUCCAGUUUGUGAACGACUCCAGCGCCCCCUCCUGGCACGGCUACUUCUACACGGCUCUGCUGUUCGUGUGCACCUGCGUACAGACGCUCAUCCUGCAGAGAUACUUCCACGUGUGUUUCGUGACGGGAAUGAGGCUGCGUACGGCCAUCGUAGGCGCCGUGUACAGGAAGGCGCUGGUGAUUACGAACGCUGCUCGCCGCACAUCUACAGUGGGAGAAAUCGUGAACCUCAUGUCAGUAGAUGCACAGCGCUUCAUGGACUUGAUCACGUACAUCAAUAUGAUCUGGUCUGCACCUCUUCAAGUCAUCCUGGCGCUUUACUUCCUCUGGCAGAAUCUGGGUCCGUCUGUGCUGGCCGGAGUUGCUGUGAUGGUGCUGAUGGUUCCAGUAAAUGCAGUUAUAGCCAUGAAAACCAAAACCUACCAGGUUGCACAGAUGAAGAGCAAAGACAACAGGAUAAAGCUGAUGAACGAAGUGCUGAACGGCAUCAAGGUGCUGAAGCUGUACGCGUGGGAGCUGGCCUUCAGAGACAAAGUGUCUCAGAUCAGAGAGAGUGAACUGCACGUGCUGAAGAAGGCCGCUUACCUCGCCGCAGCUUCCACCUUCACCUGGGUCUGCGCUCCCUUCCUGGUGGCGCUGUCGACGUUUGCCGUGUACGUGCUUGUGGACGAGAACAACAUUCUGGACGCGCAGAAGGCCUUCGUCUCUCUUGCUCUCUUUAACAUCCUGCGUUUUCCUCUUAACAUGCUCCCCAUGGUCAUCAGCAGCAUGGUGCAGGCGAGUGUCUCAAUGAAACGUCUGCGUGUGUUUCUUUCCCAUGAGGAACUGGAAGAGGACAGCGUGGAUCGCAGAGCAGUUACUGGCUCACCUGAAAGUAUCAGGAUUGUGGACGGAACUUUCAGCUGGUCUAGAGACGACCCUCCUGCUUUAAAGAGGGUUAAUGUGUGUAUUCCUGAAGGGGCGCUCGUUGCUGUAGUAGGUCAGGUGGGUUCGGGAAAAUCCUCCCUACUCUCGGCUCUCCUGGGGGAAAUGCACAAACAGGAGGGCUUUGUGUCGGUCAAGGGUUCGGUGGCGUACGUGCCCCAGCAGGCGUGGAUCCAGAACGCCACGCUGAGGGAGAACAUCGUGUUCGGGCAGCAGAUGAAGGAAAGCAGCUAUCAGAGAGUGCUGGAGGCCUGCGCUCUCCUCCCAGACCUGGAGAUCCUGCCUGGAGGAGACGACACCGAGAUCGGAGAGAAGGGAGUGAAUUUGUCUGGAGGUCAGAAGCAGCGUGUCAGUUUGGCCCGAGCGGUGUAUUGUGACUGCUCUGUGUAUUUGCUGGACGAUCCGCUGUCCGCCGUCGACGCUCACGUUGGGAAACACAUAUUCGAGAAGGUCAUCGGCCCUCAGGGUCUGCUGCAGGGAUGCACGCGUGUGCUGGUGACCCACGGGCUCAGCUUCCUGCCUCAGGUCGACCUCAUCCUGGUGAUGGAGGAUGGACAGAUCACAGAGGCAGGCUCGUACACGGAGCUGCUCGGCCGACACGCCGCCUUCGCCGAAUUCCUGCGCUCUCACACCAACGCCGAGCGGGAAGAGGAGAGCGAGGUCGGAGAAGAGGGAAGGGUGCAGGAAGAACAGAAUGAGAAAUCUGAAGAUACAACUCCACGGAAAACGCUGGAAAACGGAGGUCCAGCGGCUCUGCUGAGACAGAGCCAGGUUUCUUUAACCGCAGCAGGAACCAUGAAGCAGAAAACGGAAAGCAAUGACGUCAAAGAGCAGAAAACAAAAUCUACAGACGUGGCCAAACUGACCGAGGCAGAUAAAGCCAAGACAGGCAGAGUGAAGCUCGCCGUGUUCUGGGAGUACAUGAAAGCCAUCGGAGUGUGUCUGUCCAUCUUCAGCAUCUUCCUCUUCCUCGCUCAUCACGUAGCGUCUCUGGGUUCCAAUUACUGGCUCAGCUUAUGGACGGAUGAUCCGGUCAUUAACGGCACUCAGCCCAACAGAGACAUGCGACUGGGAGUGUAUGGAGCUCUGGGACUCACACAAGGCAUUGCCGUGUUCUCUUACUCCAUCUCCGUGUCUGUGGGUGGGAUCCUGGCGUCUCGCUACCUCCACGAGACCAUGCUGUAUAACGUCCUGCGCUCGCCCAUGUCGUUUUUCGAGCGCACUCCAAGCGGGAACCUGGUCAACCGCUUCUCCAAGGAGACGGACACCAUCGACUCGGUGAUCCCCAGCAUCAUCAAGAUGUUCAUGGGCUCCAUGUUUAACGUGCUGGGAGCAUGCACCGUCAUCCUCAUCGCCACUCCACUCGUGGCCAUCAUCAUCCCUCCUCUGGGGCUCUUCUACUUCUUCGUGCAGCGCUUCUACGUGGCCUCGUCUCGGCAGCUGAAGCGUCUGGAGUCAGUGAGCCGCUCUCCGGUGUACACGCACUUCAACGAGACCCUGCUGGGUACGAGCGUGAUCCGUGCCUUCGGAGUGCAGAAUCGCUUCAUCGGAGAGAGCGACAGACGAGUGGAUCACAACCAGAAAGCCUACUACCCUAGCAUCGUGGCUAACAGGUGGUUAGCAGUGAGGCUGGAGUUUGUGGGGAACUGCAUUGUGACGUUUGCUGCGUUUUUUGCUGUGAUGGCCAGAGACAGUCUGAGUCCAGGCCUCAUGGGACUUUCCAUCUCCUACGCCCUGCAGGUCACUGCGUCCCUUAAUUGGUUGGUGAGAAUGUCGUCGGAGUUAGAGACCAACAUCGUAGCCGUAGAAAAAGUGAAAGAGUACGGAGAAACAGAGAAAGAGGCGGAAUGGAGACUGGAGAAAAGCUCGGUUCCUCCCGGAUGGCCCACAGGCGGCCACAUCGAGAUGCGGAAUUUUGGCCUGAGGUACCGACAGGACCUGGAACUGGCCAUCCAUGACAUCAACGUGACCAUCGAGGGAGGAGAGAAGGUGGGAAUUGUGGGUCGGACCGGAGCAGGGAAGUCGUCUCUAACCCUCGGAUUGUUCCGGAUCAUCGAGGCGGCUCAGGGUGAGAUCUGUAUUGAUGGCGUGAACAUCGCUGAGCUUGGCCUUCAUGAGCUGCGCUCCCGCAUCACCAUCAUCCCACAGGACCCGGUUCUGUUCUCCGGAUCUCUGCGCAUGAACCUGGACCCGUUCGAUGGUUACUCUGAUGAGGAGGUGUGGAAAGCUUUGGAACUCGCUCAUCUCAAGAGCUUCGUGUCGGGCCUUCAGGAGAAACUGAACCACGAGUGUUCUGAGGGAGGAGAGAACCUCAGUCUGGGUCAGAGGCAGCUGGUGUGUUUGGCUCGAGCUCUCCUCAGGAAGACAAAGAUUUUGGUUCUGGAUGAAGCCACAGCGGCCGUGGACAUGGAGACGGACAAACUGAUCCAGUCCACCAUCCGCACACAGUUCGAGGAGUGUACAGUGCUGACCAUCGCUCACCGCCUCAACACCAUCAUGGAUUACACUCGGGUGCUGGUUCUAGAUAAAGGCCAGAUGGUGGAGUUUGAUUCUCCAUCCAGUCUCAUUGCAAAGAGAGGGAUCUUCUACAAGAUGGCUAAAGACUCGGGUUUGGCCUGAUUUAAAGAAAAAAAAAAAAAAAAGAAAGAAAGAAAAAGACAGAAGCAGCAGUCUUUCUGGCAUGAUCACUCUGAAAUCCACUGUGCAGUCUAGAAUGCAGCUGUCACACUGGAUGUCCUUGUCUGUUCUAGAACACAGCAGUCACUCCAGAAUUUACCGUCCAUUCUAGAACACAGCUCUCACUCCGGAAUCCACCCUCCAUUCUAGAACACAGCUCUCACUCCGGAAUCCACCCUCCAUUCUAGAACACAGCUCUCACUCCGGAAUCCACCCUCCAUUCUAGAACACCGCUCUCACUCCGGAAUCCACCCUCCAUUCUAGAACACAGCUCUCACUCCGGAAUCCACCCUCCAUUCUAGAACACCGCUCUCACUCCGGAAUCCACCCUCCAUUCUAGAACACAGCUCUCAUGCCAGAAUUAACUGUCCAUUCUAGAACACAGCUGUGGGCGGAGCCUGUGGGGAGAUGAUCUUUAACUAGCACUUUCUUUUCCUGCUGCUGGACGAACUGUUACUGUAGAGAAAGACUCAAAUUUUUCACACCAAAAACAACAUUGAGUAAGAUGUUAUUUUUGAAGUACAAAAAGAGAACUUUAGUUUAGUUUAAUUUAUAAAUCGACAUUUCUGGACGUGUCAAUUUUCUUUCAGAACCUCGAGGCUGCCGGUGUGUCAGGGUCUUUAAAGCGAGAUGUGUUAAAGGCUUUUUGUACAGUCCAUUCAAGCUUUGGAACAAAACAAGGCCUUCUCUUAGUCCAACGACGUGUAGGUUUGAAUCCAUGAAUACCUCCCACUUGCGUGUGCGUGUGCGCGUGUGCUUGUGUGUGCGCAUGCGUGUGUGUGUGUGUGUGCGCGAGCGUGUGAAGCAGUCCAAAGAUUACAGAACAGAAAGUUAAUAUAAUUGACAGAGUCCUCUUAGGUCUCUGCAUUAUCUAAUAAAUAAACCUGCCAUUUUUAGGAGAAAACUGUAAAAAAGACAGGAAAGUGGUGAUGAUCCGUUUCAUUAAAACUGCGUUCACACUAGCAAGCUCAAAUUAAAAAAAUAAAUAAAUAGUAAUGAUGCAAUAAAACAACAAUCCAGGUUAUUUGUUCUUUUCCUUAGAGUGAAAUAAAACAAAAUAAAAUAAACAAGGUACCUAAAUAAAUAUAACGUGGUGUCAUGCGCGCAAAAAAAAAAGUUUGGAUGCUCUAAAAAUCUGGGUUCUCCUAUUUGUUAUUGGAAUUUACAAACCACGCCCACAAGAGACAACAUUAGCAGUUGUGCCACGCCCACAGGAGACAGACCUGGAGCAGUGUCACUGCUUCCUGCUUGCUAGUGUGAAUGCACACUAAUAACUGUAGCUGUAUUAAAAUUAAAUAUCGCAGGUUGCACAUAAUAGUAUCAUCCUAGAAGACAAUUUUUUACCACUGACAUUUCUAUGAUAUUUCAUUUCAAUAGAUGAUGCCACUAGUACGUAUGUCUACACUGGCUGCGUACUUCCUUUACAGGGUCGUAAUCUUUUGCUUAAACUUGCCAUCUUCGAUACGACACAUCAAAUCUUUUUUCUGGGUUUCUAACAAUACGACACAUCAUUUCUUUUUGCUGGGUUUCUAACAAAAAAAAAAAAGACGUACACUCAGGUCACAUGAGGUACCAGCCCAGUUGAUCGCAUCAUUACGGCGUCUUUGCGCACUAUAAGGAAAAAAGACGUUGAUUAUAUCAAAUAGAGAUCUGUACUGUGUGUCUAAACGCGAGCCAGUGCAGUCUCAGUGCUGGUCCCAAGCCCCGAAGUGCUGAGGGUUGCGUCAGGAAGGGCGUCCGGCGUAAAACUGCUGCCAGAAUCCAAAAUAUGUGGACGGGUGAUCCGCUGUAGCGACCCUGAAUGGGAGCAGCCAAAAGAGGGGAAAAUACUGUCUAAACACAGCAAGAGAAAAAAAUAACCUUCAUGAUGUUGAAUGUAAACUCGCUCUCUCAUAUCAUUACAUAAUCGGCCAGUCUUUUAUCACAGAUUACUAAGCUUCAUCUCGAUUCGUGUGCUUUUUAUUUUUCCCCCCAAAACAUUAUUGAACAUUAGAUCUCAUUGUGUUGCCUCCUGACAGACUUUAGUACGGGAGACUUCUCAAAUACUUUCUCAGGCACUUGACUUCUGAGUGGUACACGGUGCUGUGAUGACGAUUGAAAUGAUCCCUGAUGUGUCCUUUAAACAGAGCUGCUGAGGUGAAAUGGUGGUUAUGUAAGGAAUCAAACACACACUGUCAUGCUGUUAUAGGAAAAUAAUCAGUGACUGGGUGGAAUUUUCCUAUAACAGCACAUCCUGAAGUGUUUUAUUCCUCUUAUACUAUAGCAGUUUUACAGAAAGUACAAUCUAACAGAAUGACAUGUCAUGUUUUUAUCUGUUUCUAGUUACAUUUAAUGUAGAAUGUCUGUAAAACAAGUUCCUUUGUUAUGACUUAUCGGGUAUAGACAGCCGUUUCCUCACCAGCCUCUCUUUAAGUUUAUAAGACAAGAAAAAAAAAAAAACAGAUACCGCAAGGUGUAAAGUCACAGAUGUCAUAAAGUUACAGCGUUACCUCUGACUGUUACAAAGAGCUGACAGUGGAGACUCCUUCCAUAAACGUGG